Neltuma alba is the source of this 2357-nucleotide messenger RNA. Its product is annotated as protein DA1-related 2. Lineage: Eukaryota; Viridiplantae; Streptophyta; Magnoliopsida; Fabales; Fabaceae. Gene Ontology annotation, molecular function: ubiquitin binding. The transcript has 12 exons. The record is from RefSeq and is a predicted model, not a curated record. Bases 403 to 1917 code for a protein of 504 amino acids.
GUGCAAACGCAGCACUUUUUUGGGUGGUUUUUUUCUUCUUUCUUUUCUUUUGUUUCUCUCUCUAAAUCCAUCUUCGAUUCGCGGCAAUCCACAGUUACCUGAUAUUCUCCGCUUCAGCAGAUUCCCCAGAACCCCAUCUUUCUGCCCUUCCCUACUUUCUCUUCAUUGCUUUCCAAGCCAAGAAUCUCUCUCUCUACCACUUCCUCUCAGAUUCCUCUCCUCUCUCUCCCCCCCUCCCUAUUUUUCUCUUCCUUUUUCGGCUACUAUUAACGAUGUCUAAUUCCUCUUGUUUUGCAUCUCCUCCUCUCUCUCUCUCUGUCAUUUUCGGUUUUCGUCUUUCCUUUUGCUUUCCCUCGGAUCUCCCAUUUCGCCAAUUCUAUACAUCAUAUUUCCGCCGCCGUUAUGGCUCCUUCAGAAGUCAAUCAUCUCUCUCACCCUUGUAUAUAUGGGGAUUUUGCUUCCUCAUACUCCGAGAGGAAGUCUGGAUUUAUGAAAUGGUUUAGUAAGCUUUUCAAAGGUGGGUCCAGUCGAGGAAGGGGAGGUCGUCAUCUCCAGCAGCCUACAGAGGAAAAUUUGGUCUGGCGCAAUCCAUCUAGAUCUUUGGAUGACCGUUCUAGAGCUCAGAAGGACAAAGAGGAUCUGGACCGUGCAAUUGCACUAUCGUUAGCUGAAGAUUUGAAGAGACCAAAUGCUCGCCAAGGAUAUAGAUGCCAUGGAAACUUCGACGAAGAUUAUGCGGGUGAAUUUCAGGAUAACCAGAACUCCUCUGCACAUCCUCCUUAUACCCGUGCAACAUGUGGGGAAAUUAGGACAUGUGGUGGGUGCAAGCGGGAGAUAGCCCAUGGGAAUUGUUUAAAGUGCAAUAAUACUUUUUUCCAUCCAGGGUGCUUUCGUUGUCACUCUUGUCGCUACCCCAUUACUGAGCAUGAGUUUUCUUUAUCAGGGAAGCAUCCAUAUCACAAGUCCUGUUUCAAAGAGUUGACCCACCCAAAAUGUGAAGUUUGCUACCGAUUUAUUCCUAUAAAUGCUGCUGGUUUGAUUGAGUAUAGGUGUCAUCCUUUUUGGUCCCAAAAAUAUUGUCCAGCUCAUGAAUAUGAUGAUACGGCUCGCUGCUGUAGUUGUGAAAGAUUGGAGUCUUUGAAUACGAAAUACUAUAGUUUGGAAGAUGGACGGAGUUUAUGUUUAGAGUGCAUGGAGUCAGCUAUUAUGGACACCGGAGAUUGUCAACCUCUUUACCAUGCUAUUAGAGAUUAUUAUGAAGGAAUGAAUAUGAAAAUAGACCAACAAAUUCCUAUGCUUCUGGUUGAGAGGCAAGCACUCAAUGAAGCUAUUGUUGGGGAUACAAAUGGUUACCAUCAUAUGCCAGAGACAAGAGGCUUGUGCCUUUCUGAAGAGCUGACUGUCACCAGUGUUCAUCGAAGACCAGGAAUUGGAGGCCAUAGGCUAAUGGGCAUGAGAACCCAACCUCAAAAACUAUCUAGAAAAUGUGAAGUUACAGCCAUUCUUGUUCUCUAUGGUCUUCCCAGGUUACUCACAGGCGCUAUCCUUGCCCACGAGCUGAUGCAUGGCUGGUUACGCCUUAAAGGGUACCGUAAUCUUAAUCCUGAAGUAGAGGAAGGAAUCUGUCAGGUUCUUUCUUAUAUGUGGCUUGAGUCAGAAGUGAUGCCUGGCCUUAAAAGCAUGCCUUCAACUUCAGGAGCUUCUUCUUCCUCAUCUUCCUACUACUCCUCAUCAUCUAAGAAAGGAACUAAAUCUGAAGUUGAAAAUAAACUGGGUCAGUUUUUCAUGAAUCAGAUUGCCAAUGAUUCUUCCCCAGCAUAUGGGGGUGGCUUUAGAGCUGCUAAUGAGGCAGUGAACAAAUAUGGUUUACGUAGUACUCUUGAACAUAUUCGUUGGACUGGUAAUUUCCCACUGUAAUAACGCAAAUAUGGUAUCGUUUAAAACGAUUGGAUUGAGGGAAAAUGGAAGAAAAAGAAAGGCAAGAGAAUUGUUAACUUAAUUGUUUCUAUCAAGCUUGAUUUCAAUGGAAACUUUAAUUCUCUUCCUUUCUCGUCUCCCCAUUUUUCCUUGAUUCGGAUUUAUACUGAGAACGUUGGGAUUGAUAUGGAUGGCCUUGAAUUAGUUCAAGGUCGAAGACAGAAGCUGGGAGAGCUUCCCCCCUCCUAUUUCUUGGGGGUACUGAGGGUGUGCCAAGUUGGAGUAUACUAAUAACAAAAAUAAAAAGUAUUUCAUGUUGGAGUCUUUGAAUUGUUCUCUCAGAGAAUUUUGGCGAUUCAUUUCGAAACGUUUCUUUCCAAUGUAUCCUGCAUCCGUCCCUUUCUAUUUUCAGCCUUCCGUUAUGAAAUUUUGGUCUUUAA